Messenger RNA from Branchiostoma belcheri (Belcher's lancelet), 3367 nucleotides. RefSeq names its product T-cell-specific guanine nucleotide triphosphate-binding protein 1-like. The transcript is spliced from 4 exons. Gene Ontology annotation, molecular function: GTP binding. The record is from RefSeq and is a predicted model, not a curated record. Bases 126 to 1463 code for a protein of 445 amino acids. Lineage: Eukaryota; Metazoa; Chordata; Leptocardii; Amphioxiformes; Branchiostomatidae. Gene Ontology annotation, cellular component: membrane.
CAGAAGUCCAAGUCAAAGCCUUUACACCUAUUCCUGACAGUUGUGUGAAACGGCCGCACUUCAAACACUGUGACCAUCUUCCCUCUACGAAAGGUGACUGAGCAACACAUUGACCAUCAUCAGCAAUGGCGUGCAGCAAGGAGGAUAAAACAGUGAAGCUGAUGGGAGAACUAGACGAAGAGCAACAGAAAAUGUUGAAAAGCUUGGCAGCUGCUCCUAGCGGGGCUGGCACAGAGAUACUGAAGAAGCUCCAAGAGUACGCAGCAACAAAAAUGGAGGCUUGGAAGAAGCAGAAAGUGUACGUAGGCAUCGUGGGAGACCCCGGAGCGGGGAAGAGCACCUUUAUCAACUCCAUUCGAGAGCUGAAGCCAAAGCAAAAGGGUGCGGCGAAGGUCGGCCUUUGUCACACUACAUCGGAAGCCACGGACUAUCCCGAUCCAAAUCGCCCAAAAAGCCUUUGCUUCGUCGACUUUCCCGGUGUGCUCCUGACGAAAGGAACCUCAGACAAGCGCGACUUUGACAUCCAGCAGUAUCUCGACGAGUUUGGAGAGAAGAUGCAGCAAUGCCACGUGUUCCUAGUCUUCAGCAGCGGCCGCAUCCAGCACAACGCCGUGCAGAUCGGGAUGAAGGCCCGGGAUAUGGGGAAGAGGGUUCUGUUCAUCAGGUCACAGUUCGACAAAGAUUUGGCGGACAGGAAGAACGACGACCCCGACUAUUUUGAGGGCAAGACAUGGGACGAAGCGGUGGCCAACUUGAUGGAGGAGCUUCGCGAUGAUUACAUCAGCGUCCUGAAGCAGGUGGGAUGGAAAGGCGAGGUGCCAGCCACGGAUGUGUUCAUCAUCAGCGGUCGGUACGACAGCGUGCUGAAGGGCGAAUGGGACAUACCUAGCUUCAGGAAGGCGAUGUUCGAUGGUUUGAGCGGCUUGCAGAAGAUGGCUGUCAUCACCACCUGCCGAGACUUCUCCAAGGGCACCAUCAAAGAAAGGGGAGACAUCCUCAGGAGCCAGAAGGCAAACGUUGCCUGGGCAGCAACUGCGGGCUCCUUUGUUCCAUUCUUUGGCAUUACGUCUGUUCCCGAGGCCGUCUUUUCGGCGUAUAGAAGCUACAAAGAGGCCUUUAACCUGACAGAAGAUACCGUGGAACAACUCGCCAAGAUGACCAAGAAGAAUCCGCAGGAUCUCAAGAAGUUCGUGUCUGCAAGAUUGCUGGCCGGGACAGACGAUACCCUUGAUAGGGAUGAGUCUUUUGAGACAGUGGUAGUUGUGAGUACCAUUUGUAGGGAGUUAGAUAUCAUGCCUGGUUUAGUUGAAACUGCUGUGACGUUCUUCAUUCCUGUAAUUGGUGCUGCUAUUAAUGCUUCAUCUAACAUGGACAGAAUGCGGAAAGUCCUUGAUGCAAUGAUUUCACGUAUGGAGAAGUGCGCCAGUGAUCUCUUUGAUCACGCAUUUGAUCAAGGACGUUAGAGCACUGAAGGUGGGUUUAUCAUUGGGGCUUUUAGUUCUAUUCUGUGUAGCAAGCACAUAAAUGUUUGCACACAGCAACUUUAAUGAAUUAAAGACCCCAAUUUAGACCCUGGGCAAGAGCAACAAGGAGAUGCCCCACUGUGACCUUUCCAGCAGCUUGAAUGGUGCAUUGACCCCCGCAGCUACAAUCAAUCAAUCAACUUUAUUGCUCAACAACUGUAGCUGGUACAAUGUAUGGCAAAGAAACAACAAUGGUACAUACACAAACUAAUACUAACUACAUGAAAUAUCCCAGACUAUCUAGCCAAUUACAGGGACGAAUUAGCAUCUUACUGGUCAUUUUUUUUAAAGAUGAACAUACUGGUUUUAAAUGUACUAGUAACAUUGUAACCAUGAAGAAUGACUCAGAUAACUGUAACAAGAUCCAGUCUGGAAAGUCAGCCUUCUUCAAAUUUGAAAUCAGCCCUGUCAAACUUAAAUCAGUGCUUACUUGUAUCUGCACCUUGCAUGCAAAUUGAAAUGUUUUUUUCAGAGCCUAGCUAAACUAGCUUUGGCACUCGUGUGUUUGAAAUAUGCCUUAAAAAUGUGUUGUUCACUUGCAGCCCGUAUAGGCUUGGGCUUUGUAGAACUGAACUGUACAUGUAACAGUUAAUAAAAUAACUGUCAGCCAAUGCCUCCCACUAUCAUGCAGAACAUGACUCAUCAAUGGUUUAGUGACAGAACGGCCAAUGCAGUAGUAGUACUUUACAUUCUGCAUUACUGGUCAAGCUAACUACUCUAUGUAAUUGGCAAGCUAAACUGUAUUAGCCAGGCCACCACCCAUGUCAACUGCACAGCUGCCAGUAGCAUACUGACAUUCAUCUAAAAGUUUAUGUUAUCUGAAUUUAUACCAGUAUUACCGGAUUCUUUAUAAUUUACCCAAGACUCAUUGAUAGAUAGAUGGAGUGAUAGUAAGAUCAGAAUGGGCCCAGCAUAUUCUAAUAUUUUCUAGUGAAAAAUAUUUGGCUCGUAGUUAAAAUGCAUGUACAAAGCUAGUGUGGUUGUGUUCCUAUAUUUGUGUAUUUCAGAAGUUUCAGAGUGACAUUGCUUGUUACUUAAUACUCCAUAAAUGUUGAAGACAAAGUACAUUCAUCAUUGCUUGUGACAAUUAGAACAGGCUGCUGUACGUAUAAGAGCAGCAUAUCUGUAAACUUUAACAUUUUGAAUGAUGGCUGGUGAAUGUUAUGUUAUAUGCUUUAUAUUUUCAAGCAGAUAUUUCGGUGGCUACAAGACAGUCAAAUUGGCCAAACAAUAUCACUGGAAGGGCAGUAGCCGAUAUUACACCCAAAGAUUAUUUCAUUUGGCUGGCAAAAAAUGAUACAAGUACAAAAAAGAAUGCCCGAUGAACCCCCCCCCCAAAAAAAAAAUUAGCCUAAGCCCAAACCUCUGCUUGUAAAGUAAUAUAAUUAGUGAUCUAGUCAUAAUGUGCUUUUGUAUGGCAUGUUGUGCUCUGAUAUUAUCUAAUCGUGUGUUACAAUGUUCAUUACAAACAUUGAUAUUGUAUUAGAUUUGAGUGGGUACUAGUAUUACUUGGACGUAUAAUUGCCACUCAUUUUCAAACAUUGGAAUGAUAUUACCCAAGAUUAUUAUAUUAUGCCGGAGCAGAUUAAGAUGUACUAGUAUACUGUUAAUCUUAGGCCAAAGGACAAAGCAGUCUUAAUGUAGAUGAAGCUAAGUAUUCUUUCUGUUGAGGUGUUUUGGGCAGAGUGACAGUGUACAAUGUAACUUCUGAUCCUAUCUGUGAAGUGGCUUGUAUACUACCCAACUGCUGUUGUUUAGAAUAGAUGAUUGAACUUGUAUUCUUGUCUUGUCAUCAUUGAAUACAAAUGGACAGGGCUGGAAGUGGGAUGUAGCAAGUGAAUGGC